This is a messenger RNA of Anneissia japonica, 1606 nucleotides long. RefSeq lists its product as uncharacterized. The record is from RefSeq and is a predicted model, not a curated record. The transcript is spliced from 3 exons. Lineage: Eukaryota; Metazoa; Echinodermata; Crinoidea; Comatulida; Comatulidae. Bases 324 to 1034 code for a protein of 236 amino acids.
UGCAGCAGUUUCUUGAUUUAAUUAGAGCAUUCAGUCAUCGAAGACCCUUGAAACGCAACCUAUCGUUAUUGUACUGUGAUUGGAUGCAACCAUUGUCAUGGCACUCCCAUUUUAAAAUGUCAGUCAUUGAAUGAAGUGGUUUGUAUAAAAAAUCUAACCGUAAUUCCCUCACUCACUGUGGUUAGAUGGUAACGAUAUUUCCUAAGUAGGCCUGAGUGUGACAAGUCACUGUUUCCGGGAAAGACCCUACAACAUUUAAAAACCAUUGGACAGCGCAGAGUUGACCGAGGAAGAAGGUGCAACCUGUUAAGCCUACUGAAGAGAUGUGCCGAUUACUGUGUUACAUUGCUGGAGUAGCAAUGUACAUUACCUAUAUAUCUUCUUGCACCGACUUCAGCUAUAGCUCAUCGAACUACAAAGUCGUUAGGAUAACUGCGUCACUUAGUUGGUUGGAUGUCAGCAGCAUCUGCAAGUCGUCUGGCAGACAACUUGUGAGCCUCAAUACAGCGGGUGAAUCAGCUGCACUACUGGAGUUUUUGGCGACAAACUGUCACAAUGGUAUGUACGCAAUCGGGUUAUCCCGACAACCUGGAUUUGACAGACACAUUAGCGCAAACUGGAUCUGGGAAACUGGAGAAGCAUAUGAGGGUGAGAUAAACUGGAUUCCAUCUGAUCCUAAUGAACAAGAUUCCGUCCAUUGUGGUGUGCGAAUAAAAGCUGCGAAUGGCAAGUUUGCUGAUGCCAAUGUGGACAGAGACCUCACUAACAGCAUCUAUAGCACAUACGGAUACAUUUGUGAAAAACACCUUAGCAUCAGUCAAAACUCAGCUUAUUUCCAAACGACGCAGUCACUCGCUAGAUGUCGUCAUCACGAUGCUGUUGGUAAAAUGAGUGCCCAUUGCUUUAGAUGUGCGCUGAAAUGUUUUAAAGACGAUGGAUGCCUUGCGUUUAAAUAUGACGAAGUUGGAGGAUGCCAGGUUAAAUCAGACUUGAUAGAAAAUACACAAUUUUAUUAUACUCGAUUGUGGGUCUAAUUCUGGCCUAUUGUAGAAAUCAACAAGGCCAUCGAUAAAACAUUUCAAAAAAGUUUGCAAAACUAAGAUAGCUUAGUUAAUAGUCAGCAAACCCGUACAAAAUUAGAAAUAGGGGGCUAAUUCUAAAUGAAAUGAAGGAGUUUAACUUACGUCUAUAGUUUCAAUUAAAGAUGUGUAGAACUAUAAUAUAAAUAAAUAUUAUAAUUUAUUAAAAAAUGUUAUGAAUGUGAUUUAUUAUUUAUUGAAAAUAUAUAAAUGGAACCGUAAGCGAAUACAUUUAGAUUGUCAGUAAACUUCCACCUGGUUAUUACCCAAAGCACAUUACUGUAUAUAAGCACAAUGUGCCGUGUAUAGGCCUACGUUAUCCAUAAAUGUGUCGUAUUUGACAUUUAAAAAAAUGCACAAAAAUCGAAAAGAUGCAAGAAAAUUGUUGAGCAGUUUCCAAAUUGCUCAAAAUUUGUUUGCAGUUUAUAAACUACGCAAGGUCCUAUAACCUGUAUAGUACGUAGACCUAGAUUACUGCAAUUGAUGUAUUACACAUGCACUCAAUACACGUUUGUUUCACUUUUAUA